Messenger RNA from Capsicum annuum, 636 nucleotides. Its product is annotated as pheromone-processing carboxypeptidase KEX1-like. The record is from RefSeq and is a predicted model, not a curated record. NCBI's taxonomy places the organism in Eukaryota, Viridiplantae, Streptophyta, Magnoliopsida, Solanales, Solanaceae. The coding region runs from base 1 to 636 and encodes 211 amino acids. The transcript has 4 exons.
AUGGAUGGUGAUGAAAGUGAAAGUGAUAACUACUUUGAAACUUUUGUCCCAAAUCUUUAUUAUUUGGAGCUUUCACAUGAUUUUCAUGAUUUCAAGUGUAGGCCUGCAGAUGUAUCUUCCGUGGUUAAUGCUAAAGAUAAUCCUGAUCAAGGUUCUGAUGAUGAUGAGGAAAACAGUUGCAAUGAGCAUCAUCAAGAUUCUGAUGAUGAGGAAGACAGUUGCAGUGAUUAUUUUCCAGAUUCUCAUGAUGAGGAGGAAGACAAUUGGGGUGAGUAUCAUCAAGAUUCUGAGGAGGACAGUUGGGGUGACUAUUAUCAAGAUUCUGAUGAGGAGGAUGAUAAUGCUGAUCAAGAUUCUGAUGAAGAAGACAUGCAGUUUUUGACGUUUGUCAUUAGUACUUUGCAUAGCCAAGCAGGGAUGCGUUUGCUUUUUUGUAAAGUUCUAUUCAUAAGCAGUACCAAGUACCAGCAGUUAGAAAAAAAAAACUGGACUUUUCUUACAUCAUAUCCUCAAGAUAUUAACAAGUCCAGCAGGUUUGGGAGCUCAGAUUCCCUGUUCCAACACGAUUCUUUUGAGCAAUACUUGUCCAUUCUCAGCUCACAGUACAGCAAAGCGUUAUCUGCUACCUACCAUUAA